CAUUUCCCAAUCUGUAAAUUGCAGAUCGUUUCGCCGAAGCAUCGGCGGCCAUGGCGAUGCGGGCGACCGUGUCCCGAUUCCCGGCGGAUGACAAGACUCUGGAGGCCUCCGGCCUCCCUUGGGGCGUCACCGUGACGCCCUUCGCCCCCGCCGACGAGCGCGGCGACACCCCCCUCUACGGUUCCGGCGGCCACCUGCUCCCUCGCUGCGAAAACUGCUGGGGCUACCUCAGUGCUCUCUGCGAGAUCGAGCGGUGGGGCUGGACAUGCGCGCUCUGCGGCUCCUUCAUCGGCCUCGACUCCGCCACCCUCGACCGCUACACCCAACCCCAGGACUGCCCGGAGUUGUCAUCUUCCUUCAUCGACCUCGAGCUCCCAGCGGAGGGAUCUGGUGACGGGGAGAUGCAGACUCGACCUGUCUAUGUCGCAGCGGUGGAUUUAUCUUCUUCUGAAGAAUUUCUAGAACUUGUCAAAAGUGCACUCCUGGCAGCUCUUGAAGCUUUGGUACCAGGAUCAUUGUUUGGUCUGGUUACAUUCAGCCACAAGAUUGGCUUAUAUGAUGUUCAAGGUCCAAUAGCAGUCGUUAAAAACAUUUUUAUUCCACCUGAUUUGGAGGACAGAUUGCCUGUUGAUCUUGAAGAUGUCAUGCCACUGCUUUCGUUUCUAGCUCCUGUAGAAACAUGCAAGGAUCGUAUUGCUGCAGCUCUUGAGACACUAAAGCCUACAACUUCCUGGGAGAGAACAACUGCUGCAGGGCAAGGGCAUAAUGAUGGUGUAUUACUAGGUGGCCGUGGGUUUGGGGUAGCCAUGACAGCUCUCAUUGAUUACCUAAGUUCAGAAUAUGGGAGUACAUUUGCACUGGCCAGGGUAUUUGCAUUCAUGUCUGGCCCUCCUGAUUACGGAUCUGGACAGUUAGAUACAAGACGUUAUGGGGAACAGUAUGCUAGCAAGAGGGAAGAUGCUGACCUUGCUUUGCUCUCUGAGCAGACACCAUUCUACAAAGAUCUGGCUGCUGUUGCUGUUCAAGCUGGUGUUUGUGUUGAUAUUUUUGCUAUCACUGAUGAAUACACAGAUUUGGCUUCUCUCAAGUAUUUGAGUAUUGAAAGUGGUGGCUCAUUAUUUCUUUAUUCUAACAUGGAUGAUUCUACUCUUCCACAAGACAUGUAUCGUAUGUUGAGUCGCCCUUAUGCAUUUGGUUGCAUAUUAAGAUUGAGGACAUCUUCUGACUUCAAACUUGGAUACUCUUAUGGACAUUUUUUUCCAGAUCCACAAUAUGAAAAUGUUCAACAUAUCAUCUACUGUGAUUCUUUUGCCACAUAUGCAUAUGACUUCGAGUUUGCAAAUUCUAAUGGUUUCUUCAGGUAUACAGAACCUCCAGUUCUCCAGUUGGCAUUUCAGUACAGUAUUGUUGUUCCUCAGGAGGAUACUGACACUUCUGAGUCGAAUUCUGCUAGAAGCUCAAAGUUUUGUGUCAAGAGACGACUACGGAUAAGGACACUGCAAUAUAGUUCUGCUUCAAACAUGAAUGAACUUUAUGACAGUGUUGAUCCAGAAGCAACACUCUCCAUCCUUGUUCAUAAGGUGAUUUUAGCUUCCUUAAAGGAAGGUGUCAGAGAAGGAAGGUUGUUGCUCCAUGAUUGGCUGGUCAUUCUUACUGCUCAAUACAAUGAUGCACAUGGACUUGUACAAAGCGGUGCGGUGAAUGAAACUUCACGCGUUGAUGUUGCUUUCUCACAAUGUCCACAAUUACAGUCCAUGCCUCGACUAAUCUUUGCCUUGUUAAGGAAUCCUCUUCUCCGCUUACAUGAGGAAGGCAUUCACCCAGAUUUUCGUAUAUACUUGCAAUGCCUUUUUAGUGCUCUGGAGCCAAUUUCCCUUCAGCUUGCUAUAUAUCCAUUGCUUGCUUCCUACAGUACACCAGACAAUUUGGCAUACCCUCGCCAUUCAUUAAGUCGUGGAGCUCUCCUCGCAAGCGGAAGCCCGAUCUUUCUCUUGGAUGCCUUCACUAAUUUAAUUGUAUACUAUAGCCCUUCAGCUGAUCUUUCACUUCCUUUUCCUCCUCCGCAUGAUUGUCUUCUGAGGACAACCAUCAAUAAAUUAAAACAGGAAAGGUGCAUCACGCCAAAGCUUACCUUUAUACGCGGGGCGGAGGAUGAUGCCUCGGUAUUCGAGAGAUAUCUCAUCGAAGAGCAAAAUGUUGAUGGUUUCUCCAGUCUCAUGGGGUUUGAUUCCUUUCUGGAGGAGAUCUCCCAGGGAGUGGUAGAGUUCCUCAAGUAGAAAAGAGAUAGAUUAUUAAGCGGCAGUUUUUGAGAGUGAAUGCUAUCCGAAAUUUGCGUCGGUCAAGGUUAUCAACUCAGAAUGCUGAAGUAAUUGACAUUGUUUUCUUUGUUUGCAUGUUGUAAUCAAGUUGGAUAUGUUUUUUUUUUUUUUUUUUUGAUUGCAGCUGCAUAUCGAAUGUUAGCGAGGCGUUCUUUGCGUAGUGUAUAGAAAAGAACCAACUGACUGGCCCAUUGAUUAAUCAAAUUAGUUUGUCCUCUGAUUUCAUUUUAA
Zingiber officinale is the source of this 2549-nucleotide messenger RNA. Its product is annotated as protein transport protein sec24-like. The record is from RefSeq and is a predicted model, not a curated record. Gene Ontology annotation, molecular function: zinc ion binding; SNARE binding. Gene Ontology annotation, biological process: COPII-coated vesicle cargo loading; intracellular protein transport; endoplasmic reticulum to Golgi vesicle-mediated transport. Gene Ontology annotation, cellular component: COPII vesicle coat; endoplasmic reticulum exit site. NCBI's taxonomy places the organism in Eukaryota, Viridiplantae, Streptophyta, Magnoliopsida, Zingiberales, Zingiberaceae. Bases 51 to 2276 code for a protein of 741 amino acids. The transcript has 14 exons.